UUGCGUUUGAAGGUGCGAGCCCUCAGAGCCCGCCGCGCACAGAGCCCGCCAUGGCCCCCGGCAGGAAAAAGGGCAGCGCCAGCGCCCGCCGCCGCAAAAUGGAGGCCUUCCUCCAGGACUUCGACAGAGAAGUGCAGCGGCGGCUGAAGCGGAUCGAGGCGGACGGGGAGCGCAUGGUGCAAGAAGUGGAGCACAUGUACGACAUGGCCAUCCUGCGGCUGCCGCCGGAGAUCCGCGAGAUGAACUGGCUGGAGUUCUUCGCUCUAGCAAGAAGUGAAAAGGCGCCAGAGGAUGUGGCUAAGGCAGACGUGGAAAUAACAAAAAUCCGCAGGCUAAGCGCAGAAGUCAUCGAUCCCCUGUUGGAUGUUGCUGAGAAAGUGAGUAAGAUCAAAAGGAGUGUUGAAGCUGAUGAGGAAGCAGAGCCUCCAUCACUUCCACUGCAGAAGAGAUCUCGACUUGCCAGCCAGUGUCCUUCAGAGGCUGAGAAUGGGGAUGCAAGGACUGCCAAGGUGAAGGCAUCCACCAAAAAGCCACCCAUGGCCAGAAGACCCCCCUCAGCAACUGUGAAGGGCAGGAGCAAGAGAUCAAGCAAAAACAGUUUCAUCACUCCAGCUACUGGCAGAAUGGUUGACAUGUGUGCUCGGGGAAGCACAUCCAUGGUUACACCCAGAUUUGAUCCCAGGGUGUUCAAGACGCCGGGCCUGCGCACGCCUGCCCUCAACGAGCGCGUUUACACCUUCUCUGCCAAGGGCAGCCCCCUGGCCGACCCCGAGGACGUCAUCCUCACCCUGCCCCUCGGGGGAGGAGAGAGCAUACGUUUGACAGAAAAGGAUCUGACCAAGAAGAAUUUUCUUCAGCUGAACCCCAAGGCCCAAGGGCUCAUGCAGAAGCUGUCAGUUUGUCUCACACAGGCUUGCAACGAGGCAAAAAUGCCCCAAGAGGGAAGUCAGUGAGCAAGACAUCCCUCUGUAGUUCUUGUUUUAAUUUGUAUAUUCAUUUUAUUCAUCUACAGAACGAAAGCUAAAAACUAGUUAUUCUACCUGUGAUAUAUAAUGGGAUCAAAAUAAAUUGAACUUUGAAGAGAAAUA
This is a messenger RNA of Pyrgilauda ruficollis (rufous-necked snowfinch), 1088 nucleotides long. It is a transcript of the gene CDCA8, whose product is annotated as cell division cycle associated 8. The transcript has 10 exons. Gene Ontology annotation, cellular component: chromosome passenger complex; spindle midzone; chromosome, centromeric region. The record is from RefSeq and is a predicted model, not a curated record. Gene Ontology annotation, biological process: mitotic sister chromatid segregation. Bases 51 to 953 code for a protein of 300 amino acids. NCBI's taxonomy places the organism in Eukaryota, Metazoa, Chordata, Aves, Passeriformes, Passeridae.